ACCUCCCCAACACACAGAGAGACACUCACUCGCGCGCGCACACACGCGCACACACACAUUAGGAGACCGCCCACCGCAGAGCUAAGACCCCAUAGAUUUAAAGAGAGACUGCAUUCAGAGCCUGACGUUCAUUCAAUAGAGCGAUCAUAUUAGGCAGGGUGUCUGUCUGGCGUCCUCUUUUCGUUUCUCGCCUUACUCCUGCCACUUGAGGUUGUCUUCUAUUUCGCUGAGGGGAAAUAACUAAGGAUGUUAAAUCAAAGAAUCUUCCCUGGCAUGGUUUUUCUCUUGAUGUUUUUCUGCCACUUCCUGGAAGAUCAAACAGCACAGGCUGGGAAUUGCUGGCUCCGGCAAGCCAGGAACGGCCGCUGCCAGGUUCUCUACAAAAACGGUCUCAGCAAGGAGGAGUGCUGUAAAAGCGGCAGGCUUACCACUUCGUGGACCGAGGAGGAUGUUAGCGAUCACGUGCUUUUCAAGUGGAUGAUUUUUAGUGGGGGCGCCCCAAACUGCAUCCCUUGCAAAGAAACCUGUGAGAAUGUGGACUGUGGGCCUGGGAAGAAAUGCAAAAUGAACAAGAAGAACAAACCUCGGUGUGUCUGUGCUCCGGAUUGCUCUAAUAUCACAUGGAAAGGCCCAGUGUGUGGCUUGGAUGGGAAAACCUACAAGAAUGAGUGUGCCCUUCUGAAGGCCAGAUGUAAAGAGCAGCCUGAACUUGAAGUCCAAUACCAGGGCAAAUGCAAAAAGACCUGUAGGGAUGUUUUAUGCCCAGGCAGCUCCACAUGUGUGGUCGAUCAAAAUAACAAUGCCAACUGUGUGACAUGCAAUCGGAUUUGCCCAGAGCCUACUUCCCCUGAACAGUACCUCUGCGGGAAUGAUGGAAUAACAUACGCGAGUGCUUGUCAUCUGAGGAAAGCAACCUGCCUGCUUGGAAGAUCCAUUGGUCUAGCCUACGAAGGAAAAUGUAUCAAGGCCAAAUCUUGUGAAGACAUCCAAUGCAGCACCGGGAAGAAAUGUUUGUGGGAUUUUAAAGUGGGCAGAGGACGGUGUGCCCUUUGUGAUGAGCUAUGCCCCGAAAGCAAAUCGGACGAAGCUGUCUGUGCCAGUGACAACACCACUUACCCAAGCGAGUGCGCUAUGAAGGAGGCCGCCUGUUCACUGGGUGUGCUUUUGGAAGUAAAGCACCCAGGAUCUUGCAACUCCAUUAAUGAAGAUCCUGAGGAAGAGGAUGAAGAGGAUGACCAGGACUACAGCUUUCCUAUAUCUUCCAUUCUAGAGUGGUAAAACUUCCAUCACUUUUGGAACAGCCAUUGGGCACGAAAUACAAUGUCCAUACUGUACAUAAGUGUAUGCUUAUUUAUUUGGGGGAAGAAAAAAGUAUACAUAUAGUUGAAUCUUGUAGACAUUUAUUUAUACUGUGUCAUGUUUUAUAAUUUAUACAUAAAAAUGUCUGAUUGACUGUACACCUUUUUUUUGGAAGAAAUUUAAUCGUUAUGGGAUGAGCAGUGUUAUUUAUUGUGAGGUCUGUUGCUUGUAAAAUAAAGCUUUUUUUCUUGUAAACUAUAAAUCCAUUCCUUAAAGCUUACCCCUCCCAUCCCCAUCACAACUCUCAUCUCCUCAUUUCUGCCGAUGUUAACUCUUCUCCACUUUAACAAAACUUUGCAUGUCAGUUUCUGUUACAUUUUUAUUUAUUUCAUUUCCUUGCUGGUUCUGUAUAUACAUCCAUGAUCCCUCGGGUAUUUGUUUACAAGGAAUCUUGACUGACCAAAAGGCGAUGUAAACUGACUUAUGUAUUUGGGGUGCAAUGAGGCAAUCUUUAAGGAAACCUCUUCCCCUUGGUUAUGUUCUUCUAAUUGAAUCAUGUAUUGAGGUGAUCUCAGAGUACUGGACAUUUUUCCUGUACUAUGGGAAUCCAAACCCAAAGAUCGGAUUAUGAAGGCUGUUAAUAGCUAUGUGGCUAAAUGUAAUGAGAGCAUAUUUUUUUUAAUACAUUGUCACAUGUGUCAAUGUUUUAUUUGGUGUUUCCUUUCAGAUAGUCCUGCAGUUCCAUUUUUUAAAGUACUUUUGUUUCUCAUUCAAAGGUGUUCACAGAAAAUUAUAUCAAAGCUUUAUCAGUUCAAGUUUCUUGCUUUUCAUAAUACUUUUUUUCUGAGGCAAUUUUAUAUUUUCAAACAUGGCGAGUUAAAUAUAAAUUCAUUUAAAUAUAUAGUUUUGU
Molecule: messenger RNA, 2209 nt
Organism: Rhineura floridana
Lineage: Eukaryota; Metazoa; Chordata; Lepidosauria; Squamata; Rhineuridae
Gene: FST
Product: follistatin
Exons: 6
Coding region: 247-1278 (343 amino acids)
Biological process (GO): multicellular organism development; cell differentiation; regulation of BMP signaling pathway
Molecular function (GO): protein binding; activin binding
Source: RefSeq, a predicted model, not a curated record